Messenger RNA from Peromyscus maniculatus bairdii (prairie deer mouse), 4268 nucleotides. RefSeq names its product olfactory receptor 51E2. Gene Ontology annotation, molecular function: G protein-coupled receptor activity; olfactory receptor activity. The record is from RefSeq and is a predicted model, not a curated record. NCBI's taxonomy places the organism in Eukaryota, Metazoa, Chordata, Mammalia, Rodentia, Cricetidae. Gene Ontology annotation, cellular component: plasma membrane. Gene Ontology annotation, biological process: G protein-coupled receptor signaling pathway.
AGGACUAAGGUUUAAUUCCCAGAACCCACACUGCAGCUUGCAACCAUCUGUAACUUUAGUUCCAGGAAGACUUGAUGUCCUCUUCUGGGGUCUGCAGACACAUGGCACAAAGACAUAUAAGCAGACAAAUACCCAUACACAUUAAACUGAAUUUUAAAAAACUCUUUCUUGGACCCACCCUUGAUUAAUGAAUGUCCCUAUUCAAGUCCUCAUUAAAAAUCACUGGUAUUUGCUAUUAUUCAAUAUUAUGUCAAGAGUGUAUAGAUGUUAUUUUAGCAUCUUAGGGUAGUGACUUGACCAUAUUCAUCUCUGUAUCGCCUAAGUUCAGUAAAAAAAAAAAAAAGUAUUGAGAGAACAUGCUUUUACACAGCAAGUGAAUGAGCACAUUCCUGACUAUAGGUGUGUAAUACGUCUUGCUACUUAAUUAACAAGACAAUAAUUAUGUUUCUGUUUUUAGAGUAACAAUAACAAGGUAAGAGUGAUCUGUGAGGCAAACCUAGAAAGUAUAGGAAAUAAGGCAAGAUAAAUGUCAAUCAAAGAUAGACAUACCUGUAUGGGUAUGAAGGAGGGUACAUGGCACUGGAGAAGAAAUAUCAGAGGCCUUAGAGAAACCACUUCUUGAAGAAUAUGAUGAUGCUUUAGCUAGAUUUUUAAAGGCUUGAAGUAUGAAGUCACUAAAAAGAAACAAUGAAAGAAAGACCAGAAUGGGCAAUGAUGGAUCAAUAAAAGCAAGUCCAUGCAGUGGAGACAAUUAGAGAAGACUAGUCUGUAGGAUUAUAUGUAGCUCUGUAUAAGGAUCUUCAGCUCACUGAGAUCUAAGGGAAGAACGUAAACUGAUUGUCAAGUGCUACAAGUUCCUAUGUAGGCAGUUCACAGAGUCUUCCUUCAUUCUGCCCUCUCUCCCCCUCUUCUCUGCACUGGAAUACACUGUCUGUCUUGUUCUUAGGUGCUGGACAUACUUGUUCCUUAGGAAAUUUAUUUGCCAUCUCUGAUGCUUCUUCCCAAAACACUCUUCCCCAGAUAAUUCCAUGGGUGUAUCCCUCACUUAUCUCUCCAAUAUCUCCUCCAGGCAGCUUCACCUGAGGCUUCAAGUCCCUCCUCCUGAUAUUAACAUGUUCUUUAUCCUCUUCAUUUUUUCUCCUUAUGGCUACCUAGCAUUCUUUUUAAUUUGUACGUUAGUUUAAUUUCAUUUCAGCCACUCUAAUCAAAAAGUAUACUUCAUAACCCUGGGAAUUGUCUCUAUUUUGCUUAUGAAAUUACAGGCUCUUGACAAACACUUUUUGAAUGUGAAUGAAUAAAUAAUACAUGAGAUUCUGCAUCUAACUUUAUCAGUAUAUGAUAAUAUAGACCAAAGAUUCAUCUUUGCCCAUGGCACAGGUAUAAAAAUAAGUGACUUCAUUAUAUCAGGGGCUAUGUUUAAACUGCAAGAGAAGUAGGAGAGAGCUAUGGAGACAUGAAUGAACCUAUUUUGAGUUAUGGAACUACACUUUAGUGUACCUACUUAGGGUUUCAGGUCAAUGUGAACACCAACAGUUCAAGGAUCGUGACUAUUCCUACGUUUUGCCUGCUGUGUCUAGCAGAUCAGAUAAUGAGGAAACACUAACCUUGUGGCUGACUGUGGAAAUUAGAUCAGCUCAGAGGAGUGGAAACACGUGUUUGUUGUCAAGAAACUCACAUGUGUCAUUGCGGGAAUGGUGGCAGUGACCUUGGCCCUUUGAGAUUGUUUCCCUAGACAGGAAAAGCAGGAAGCCUGUGAGAGCAGCACACGAGUGGACAUGAGCGUUUUGUUCCUCUGUCUGCCAGAUCCCUAGAGCAUCAGCUGUUAUUCCCACACCCUGUUCCCUGAGCCUACUGAAUAGCGUUAUAAAGAGACCUGGUCCUGAAAGCGAAAGCCAGAUCCAGCUGCCCUCCUUGAGCUGCAUCAUUCUCAGGCUGCCAGUGUGACCUCACCCUCUCGAGUCCUCCCCACUUGGUAUCAGCGAUGAGCUCCUGCAACUUCACACAUGCCACCUUCGUGCUUAUUGGUAUCCCAGGACUGGAGGGAGCUCAAUUUUGGUUUGGCUUCCCCCUGCUUUCCAUGUAUGCUGUGGCAUUGUUUGGAAACUGCAUCGUGGUAUUCAUCGUGAGGACAGAGCGGAGCCUGCAUGCACCCAUGUACCUUUUUCUCUGCAUGCUAGCAGCUAUUGAUCUGGCUUUGUCCACAUCUACCAUGCCCAAGAUCCUCGCCCUCUUUUGGUUUGAUUCCCGGGAGAUUACUUUUGAUGCCUGUCUUGCCCAGAUGUUCUUCAUUCAUGCUCUAUCGGCAGUUGAAUCUACCAUCCUGCUGGCCAUGGCCUUUGACCGUUAUGUGGCCAUCUGCCACCCACUGCGUCAUGCUGCUGUGCUCAACAAUACAGUGACAGUCCAAAUCGGCAUGGUGGCUCUGGUCCGGGGAUCCCUAUUCUUUUUCCCACUCCCACUGCUGAUCAAGCGGCUGGCCUUCUGUAGCUCCAAUGUGCUCUCCCAUUCCUAUUGUGUCCAUCAGGAUGUGAUGAAGUUGGCCUAUACAGACACAUUGCCCAAUGUAGUCUAUGGUCUAACUGCCAUUCUGCUAGUCAUGGGUGUAGAUGUCAUGUUCAUCUCCUUGUCCUAUUUUCUGAUUAUACGAACAGUUUUGCAACUGCCUUCCAAGUCAGAACGAGCUAAGGCAUUUGGGACCUGUGUGUCACACAUUGGUGUGGUUCUAGCUUUCUAUGUACCACUCAUUGGCCUGUCAGUGGUACACCGAUUUGGAAACAGCCUAGACCCCAUUGUACAUGUUCUCAUGGGAGAUGUCUACCUGUUGCUGCCUCCUGUGAUCAAUCCCAUCAUCUAUGGUGCUAAGACCAAGCAGAUCAGAACACGGGUGCUGGCUAUGCUCAAGAUCAACUGUGACAAGGACAUUGAAGAUGAAGGAAACACGUGACCCUUACCAUUCCAUCACCCUUGUCCUAGAUAGCUUAAUAUAGUAAUUUAAUCAUACCUGCUUAAUUCCAGUCACCCACAGCACAUUAGUGCUUUUCCCUGAAUGGGAUGGUGAACUAAAGUAUGAUUUAUCUUCAUCAUGGAUAUAAUGUGAAAUAAUCUAUAUCAAUGAAUAUUGUGUGGUUGAAAAACUUUCCUAUAAAAUGAGGCACGUUGAUAAUAUUAAAUAAAGCGACUAGGAUUUGUGAUUUAAACUAACUGAUCAUGUUUGUGACUUGGAUGAAAUAUGUUCAAAUAUGACUGUGUCUUAUUCCUACUCUCUUUGUCGUGAAGCUAUUGUUCAGUUGUUAUGUGUAACUUCUAAAAUGCAGAACAUGAAGCUGACAGUAUAGUAACCAAGGCUUGCCUCAUCCACUUCAAGUUUAUUAUUCACUACCUAGAAACAUAUCCAAGCCCUAAACAGUAAUGCUUAUGAAUGUAUCAUGUAUGCUUAACAUGUUCCAGGCCCCAUGAUAAGUGUUUUUCAGCCUUUCUGUGAUCUCAUCCUUUUUCCAGAGUAGGUACCAUUUUUGCCCAUCACAAUAUGUGAUAGAGGCUUUAAUGAGCAAAGAAAGUUUCUUGUAUGUGCUGUGCCAAGAUUUUAAAUUAAAUUUGAUAGUUGAAUACAUUUGCUUUACUACUAUGUUAUAUUGCUUCCUGUUUAACAUCUGCCAUCUAUUUCCUCUGCUUGUUACAAAUCCUGUUUUCUCUCUGUUGUGUGCUAACAUGGAUGUCUUUGUGUUUGAACUAAGUGAUUAGCCUUGUCCUAGUUGAGGACAAGCAGAGUAGCCUGCUUCUUCUCAGAUGAAAGGAGGAGCUUUUAAUCUUUUAGUCUCUUACAGAUCCAUGAUUGAUUUUGUCUUCUCUGUAUCGUGUCCUCUAUCUGUCAACUCUUUUGAAUGUGUAACAUAUGAUGGUGUCUGAGUCUUGACUUAGGUGUCAAACAACAUAAUAAUUUAUCUUAAAGUGUUCAGUGUUAUUCCUACUGUUUCUAUGUUUGUAGAAUCCUAUAGUGUAAUGUUGAGAGAUAUGAGACCUCCCCCAGUCUUCUUUACCUUCAGUGCAAAGGACCUUCCAGGUAUGGCUUGCACAACUGAAAAGAUGUUGAAUGAACUUAUCUCAUGUAGAAUGUUCCCUUUGUAUUGAGUGGGAUGAUGAAAAGGUUCUAGAAAAGGUAAUGAUACCUACGGAAUAAUGUUAAUAUAUUCAGUGUACACUUAAUGCUUAAAAUGGUGAAAUUUAUGUAAUAUGUAUCUGCCACAAUAAACAAUCAUUUAAAUUGCUGU